Messenger RNA from Trichoderma atroviride IMI 206040, 1652 nucleotides. RefSeq lists its product as uncharacterized. The record is from RefSeq and is a predicted model, not a curated record. Lineage: Eukaryota; Fungi; Ascomycota; Sordariomycetes; Hypocreales; Hypocreaceae. Gene Ontology annotation, molecular function: FAD binding.
AUGUCUGCUUUAAAGGUCUUAGUUGUCGGCGGCGGCGUUGCAGGUCCGGCCGUGACCUACUGGCUCUCACGCAUCGGUGCUCAGGUUACCCUCAUUGAGCGAUCUGACAAGAUGCGAGCGUCGGGCCAGCAGGUGGACCUUCGCGGCAAGGGCGUGCCAAUGAUGAAAAAAAUGGGCAUGGAAGCCGCUGUGAUGGCGGCGUGUGUACACGAGCCUGGCAUGCAGUUGAUUGACCGCAACGGCCGGACCCAAGCAUUCUUUCCCGUCGCAAAGAGUGGCUCUGGGAAACAGGGAAUCACGUCAGAGUACGAAAUCAUGAGAGGUGAUUUAGUAAAGAUUCUCUACGGACUUACAGAAGGCCAUGAAAACGUGCGGCAUCUAUUCAAUACGACCAUCAAAACUUUUACUCAGGACAGCGGAGAUGGCCCUGACAGCAAAGUUCAUGUCAGCUUCGAGGAUGGCCGUGAGGAAGAUUUCGAUCUUGUUGUCGCUGCAGAUGGAACUGGUUCAAGAACACGCAAGAUGAUGCUUGGUGCGGAUGCUCCAGACCCACGACGCGACUGCGGAGGCCAUAUUGGAUACUUUAGUGUCCCAUCCAACCCAGAAGAUUCCGACAGAGGAACCUUCUGCCACUUGCCUGGGGGGCGAAUCAUUGGAACAAGAAAAGACAUCCCAGAACUUACACGAGUAUACAUGAUCCUCCGUGGGAAAAGGCCUGCCCUGAAUGCAGCAAUCAGCUCUGGAAACACACAAGAAUUAAAGAAAGCUCUGGCCGACAUUUAUCAAGGAGGUGGAUGGCAGUGUGACCGGUUUAUGGAUGCACUGCUUCAUGCCCCAGAGGCGGAUGAUAUUUACUUCACAAAAAUCGAGGAAGUCCACCUCGCCCCGGGAUCAUGGUCAAAGGGCCAAGUCGUUCUUCUUGGCGACUCGGCUCAUUGCCAUACAGCGGGUGGCUAUGGAUGCGCCUGGGGCCUCGUAGGCGCUUAUGUUCUGGCGGGUGAGAUUGCUACAGCAUUAAAGAAUAAGGAUUUGACAGCUCCAGCGGCUAUAAGGCAAGGAGCAAAGGCGUAUGAAGAAACGUUCCGGCCUGUUGCAACUUCCAUGCAUGGAGGCCAUGACUGGGCUGAGGACUUGAUGGCGCCGAAAACGAGUAUCGGGAUCUGGAUCUUGCAUAGGUUUGCGAAGAUGGCAUCGUUUUUCAAUUGGGGCGAAAUGGAGGGCUUGGAUAAGAAGACGUCUAACUGGAAACUGCCAGAGUAUCCGGCACUGGAGUAAGAGCAUGAAGCGAGCGUUGCUUUAGGCGAACGGUUUGGGCAUCACCGUUGGACAUCGCCUCUGUAUGAACAUUAACACUGUAUAUUAUUUGCAUAGCAUUCCACCCCCCUCAUAACUAUAAUCAUAAUGAUCUUCUCUCAGAAAUACUCUGUAUCCUAUCCGAAACUCAAAUUUGCCUUGAACUAAAGACUAUGACUAAAAGGAAUAUGUUUCGAUGAGAUAUACCAUGCUCUAGCAAGCCUUGAACAGUCUUUUGCAUUUUCAGAAAAUAAUAUACUCAAUAACUCAUUUUGAUAUGCCUCUCAAAACCUUGUUUCUUGAUCUAGUCCAGUCUUCAUAUCGCUAUUGGAUUGUCAAGUUUAAUCUCACACCGCAAC